This is a messenger RNA of Chilo suppressalis (striped riceborer), 2763 nucleotides long. NCBI's taxonomy places the organism in Eukaryota, Metazoa, Arthropoda, Insecta, Lepidoptera, Crambidae. The record is from the annotation of a GenBank genome assembly.
AUGCUCUUAAGCGAGCUGUUUGGAACCGGCAGCCACCACCCCAGACAGUGCCGCAGCUCAGGGAAGCUGCUGUUCAAGAAUGGGACAGGAUCGCCCAUUUCUGGUCCAUUUUCUAAACUGGCGCCUGACCGACAGUGCUAUCGCGCGAUUCUCGAGAGGACCGAGGACGUGUACGUUAACGAGAAGUACCUGGUGUACGCCAAGUUUUCCAUCAAGAAGUACAGCCGCACGAGCCCCUACUACUUGAACAUAGCCGGGAUUAACAAGCAACCUUGGACUAACAAUAUCACGGUAGUAAUAAACUUGAAAGAGAAGUUAAGCAACAUGUACAAGCCGUCAUUCUUGGAUUUCCGGUUCCCCUUGUGCGACCUGGUGUCCAACGACCACAUAUUCGGCACGAUGUUGCGCCAAGCGGGCAUUCGCUGUCCAGUACCUCCGCAAAAUGAAAUUUCACCAUCGCCUAAUAUCCCCGCUACUAGGGCACAUGCCUUUCCUAUGGAUGGAAUAGGGAGAUUGGGCCAUGACCCACCACGCGGGCCUAGUGUAGAUUGUGAGAAAGAGUCUUCAUCUGUGAGAUGGUGGCAACCACUUUGUGCAACCACAACUAUCAAACUAUCAACUCUUUGUCAAUGGUCAUUAAGUCAUAGUUCCAAAAGUCAAAAUUUUAAAAAAACAUUGUUGACGUCAAGAAAAUUUUCAAAAAGUUUAUGUGGACAUGUGAACCAAAGUUUCAAAUGCGACGUUGCCAGCUCAGGACAUUUCGAGCAAGUCCAUAAAGACAUAGUCGGACCUCUGCCAAUAUCAAAUAACAACAGAUAUGUAGCAACAUUUAUAGAUCGUUUUACCCGGUGGCCGGAAGCAAUACCUGAACCGGAAGUGACAGCCAAAAUAGUAACUAAAACUUUUUAUAACAGUUGGAUUACGAGGACUACAAGCUAUCACCCACAAGCUAACGGAAUGGUAGAGAGAUGGCAUAGAAUCAUGAAAACAGCCAUAACAGCGCGUGGUAACUCAAUAGACUGGUCACGUGAGCUACCUACCAUUUUAUUAGGGUUACGUACAACGGUUCGACAAGAUUAUGACAUCAGUCCAGCACAGAUGGUCUACGGAAGUAACAUUAGAAUACCGGGAAUAUUUUUGGAAUUGCGAAAUAGAACAUGCGUCAUUACAAUCGACCGAUUGAAACCAGCGUCCAUAGCUCAGGAGGGCAACGACAUCAAAAACGCAUCGCCUGCGCAAAUAUGCACUGAAUCGCAGGGCGAUGACGCGAAUUCGACACCGACGUAUGUUACCAAGUCAGUGAAUAUGGAGACAGAACCAAAACAGAGGGAAGACAAGUUAACACAAGCGAUAGGUGAAUUUGGAAAAUGGCAAUGUCUCCUAAUCCUUCUUCUCUCUAUACCUGCAAAGAUGUCCGCUAUUUGGACGUUAUUGGGGAUAAUAUUCUUAGCACCGAAGACGCAAUUCAGAUGCAUCGAAAGGAAUUCAACCGGCGAUAUUUCUAAUUCCACGUGUUACAGUGAUUGUGAGAGAUACGAGUAUUUCACAGAUUUCGAAAUGACAAUUAUCUCAGAAUGGGAUCUCAUAUGUGAGAGAGCCUGGAUGGUAAACUUUGCUCAAAUGAUGUUGAUGCUUGGUGUGCUCUUGGGUAAUAUAUUUUUCGGAUUCGUAGCUGACAGAUACGGAAGGCGAUUAGCUCUGUUGAUCGCUUCCAUGAUGCAGCUAAUUUUGAGCCUAGUGGUUCCCUUUAGCCCUAACUAUUGGGUCUUUCUAGCUUUAAGAUUAUUCUUAGGAGCAUCAACAGCAGGUAUCAUGGCGGUGACGUUUGUAUUGGUGGUAGAAAUAGUUGGUUCCAAGAAAAGAGAACUUGUAACCAGUUUGUACCAUUUACCGUUCGCACUGGGACAGAUGAUACUACCGCUAUUCUCGUACUAUUUGAGGAGUUGGAAUAAAUUCAGUCUCGGCGUGGGCAUACCGAAUUUAAUAUUUCUACUAUAUAUAUAUUUGAUACCAGAAUCGCCUAAAUGGCUGAUUUCUAUGGGAAGAUUGGAAGAGGCAAGUCAAGUUAUGAACAAAGCAAUAAGAGACAACAAUCUACCUUCACAAAAUACUUUGGAAAUCGCCAAACGUAUUUCUAGUGAAGAAAAAAUACAAAGUGAGAAAGAUAAAAAUGCUAAGAUGUCGUAUUGGAUACUGAUCAGUCACCCCACGACGUGGCUGUCGAAUUUGUGUUCAUGUGCGGUCUGGUUCUGUUUAGGGGUGAGCCUUUAUGGAGGCAAUCAAUACGUCGGACAGACAAGCAGCAAUGUAUUCCUGAGUUCAAUACUGAUAGGAGCACUACAGAUACCGGGCAUUACAUCUAGCGGAUACUUAUUCAAGCGCUUCGGUCGAAAGCCCGCUAUCAUAGGCUUAUUUCUGGGAUGUGCUAUGUGCAACAUCCUACUGAUUUUGCCAGAAGAUUGGUUCUAUCUGAAACUGUUUGCCGGAGCCAUGGCUAUAUGUUGGUGUGUCAGUGCUUUUACAGUCAUGUACACAUUCACUGCUGAACUAUUUCCCACAAUAGCGAGGAAUAUGGCGCUCGGUGCUUCCUCUACUACGUCUAGAGUGGGCUCCAUGGUUGCGCCUUUCAUAAUAAGUUUCGACCAGCCCGUUUGGCUUCCACCUGUAGUAUUUGCUGUGGUACCGCUACUGGCAGCGGGCGUGGUCUGUUGCCUACCAGAGACCAAGGGAAAGAAACUCACGGAUACAUUGGAAGUGGACUAG